ACAAACUAGUCAGUGUUUCGUUACACCAGCUGCCUUUUUAAGUAAAAAUUAUGAACACGUUUAAAGUGACAAAGAUACGGACUUUGGCACAAUUUAAUUGCAUAAUUAUACAUUUCUUUUAAAUAAUAAUUUCUAAUACUUGUUAUUGAUAUUUGAUUGUUAAAAAAAAAAAAAACUAUUUUAAGAAAAAGAACACAAGAAAAACAAAAGAAAGAAGCAAUGUCAACUCGUGAUCCUGACAAUCUUAUGACCAUGAACGAAGAGAAUUUUGAUUAUUUAUUUAAAAUCGUUCUUAUCGGUGAUUGUGGAACUGGAAAAACGUGUGUUGUUCAAAGGUUUAAAUCUGGUACUUUCAUUGAAAGACAUGGAAAUACUAUUGGUGUUGAUUUUUCGAUAAAAACUGUCUUAAUAGAUGGUAAAAAAGUUAAGUUACAAAUAUGGGAUACAGCAGGACAGGAGAGAUUUCGUACCAUUACCCAAAGUUAUUAUAGAUCUGCUGAUGGUGUAAUUAUUGUUUAUGAUGUCACUAAACGCUCUACGUUUCUAAGUUUGCAACGGUGGGUGGAAGAAAUAAGAAGGUAUACAUCUUCUCACGUUUUACUCCUUUUAAUCGGUAACAAAUGCGAUUUGGAAGAUUUGCGAGAAGUUGAAAAAAGUGAAGCUGAAGCGUUGUGCGAGUAUCUUCCAGAAGUUUUACAAGUCAUAGAAACGUCUGCCAAAGAAAAUACAAACAUAGAUGCCGUCUUCUUCUGUUUAGCAUCCGAACUCAAGAGACGAUAUGAUAAUUGUCAAAUAAGCGAUAACGAGGAUAUUAUUAAACUCGGAGUAGGAAAAGAAUUAUCUUCUUGCCCUGGUUGUUCAUAUAAAAUAUUUUAAAAAGUACCUUUUUCUUUUUUUUGGAUACUACACAGACUGAGAUACAUAACAAUAAUUCUAAAUGUGCAACGAAAAUAAAAAUAUAAGAUAAUUAUGGUACAUUGAUGGUAAUGUUUGAUCAUAGAAAACGAAAAAUUCUAACAAGCUAAUGCUUUAAGCGGAUUUUAUACUUAAUUAUUAUUUUAUUUGAAAUACUAGAGAGAUAUUUUGAAAUGAAAAAUUUUAAAUAAUAAC
Molecule: messenger RNA, 1110 nt
Organism: Polistes dominula (European paper wasp)
Lineage: Eukaryota; Metazoa; Arthropoda; Insecta; Hymenoptera; Vespidae
Gene: Rab19
Product: RAS oncogene family member Rab19
Molecular function (GO): GTPase activity; GTP binding
Source: RefSeq, a predicted model, not a curated record